CGCACUCCAGUUUCCGGGACCCGUGCACAUGCAGAUAAAAAGAGCGCGGAGGGCUGGAGAUUCACAGCGCUCCGAGCCUCCAACCGCGCCUCCUCAGCCUUGCCCAGCUCCACGUUCAAGAUGCACCCAGUGCCCUGCCGCGCCUCCCACACCACCAGCUUGCUGUGCGCGCUACUCGCGCUGCUGCUGCUGUCGCUGGAGCCCCGAGUGCACGCUGGUCCUGUCGCAGCAACGAGAGAGCUUCGCUGCGUUUGUCUGACCAUCACGCCGGGUGUCCACCCCAAAAUGAUCACCAGCCUGCAAGUGACUGCUUCAGGCCCGCAGUGUCCAAGAGUGGAAGUGGUAGCCACCUUAAAGAACGGGAAACAAAUCUGUCUGGACCCAGAAGCCCCAUUGUUCAAGAAAGUUAUCCAGAAAAUACUGGACAGCAGUGGAACUAAGCAAAACUGAUCAAGAGAAAGAAGCAUGCAAUGGCAGCGAUGUCCAGUGCUGCAGAGAGCGGGAGCUCUGCUUCUGUGGAGGCUCUGAAUCCGAGAAUGAAAAGAAAGAAGGGAUGAUUGUUUUUUCCCAGCAGUUUUCUGUGAGGAUUCCCUGGUCUGAAAAGGACCAGGCAAUGUUUGCUGCUGAGUUUUUGCUUAGUUUAUGAAGUGUUUAGUGUAAUAUUUCCUGCUGUUCGCUGUUGCCUGGCAGUUAAUUGUACUGAGUGAAGUAUCAUUGGUGUUAAUAUUUCUAGGACAUAUUCCUUGCACUGUCAGUGAAAGGCUGAUGGUUUAAUAAAUCAUGUUUUGUUACAAUGCUGUUGAGAGAGAGAAAUCUCUUGAAAUAGAAAAUAUUUUAGUGUUAUUUCUGGGAUAACUUGUCACAGAAUUCCUUGCUCUGCAACUGGUAUGCUCUUUAAGUAAUCUUACGUGUAUAAGAAAAUUGGGUAUGUCAUACACGAUUCUAUGUAGAAUAUUUCCUUAUUUAGAAUUUCUAAAUAUUUAAGUUCUAUAAGGAAUAGUAUAUUCUUUCCCUACAACUCUAGACAUUUAAUGUCUUCUCAGUAUGGCAUAAUGUCAUGAUACUCAUUAAAUUUUGAUUUUUAUAUGCUAUUUAUUAACUAUCAUUAGGUAUAUUAUAAUUUACAUCACUAAAUAUAUGUUUUGAGCAGAUGAAGAGGAUAAAAAACAGGCACAUGCUGAGCUUCUAGUUCCUAUAGAAACAUAUUUGCUUUUUAAAUAACAAAUUUACUCUGAAAGUUUUGGAAAUACAUCUAAUAUACUGCAUUAUCAAUUCAUUAUUUAAGCUUUCUGAAGUACACAGCAUUGCUAAGACUUUUAGAUGUCUGUAAGAGAAUUUAAAAGAUUCUGAGUAUUUUGUUAUAGCUUAAAGAAUAUAUGUAUCACACCCACUAUAUUAAAAUGGCACUUUAAAAAUUAUAUGCUAGAUUGG
Molecule: messenger RNA, 1431 nt
Organism: Octodon degus (degu)
Lineage: Eukaryota; Metazoa; Chordata; Mammalia; Rodentia; Octodontidae
Product: alveolar macrophage chemotactic factor
Exons: 4
Coding region: 121-450 (109 amino acids)
Biological process (GO): neutrophil chemotaxis; chemokine-mediated signaling pathway; cellular response to lipopolysaccharide
Cellular component (GO): extracellular region
Molecular function (GO): CXCR chemokine receptor binding; chemokine activity
Source: RefSeq, a predicted model, not a curated record